ACCAAACAAACCAUCGCAACACGAAGGAACGAAUGGCGUCCGGACCAGCAGCACUUGUAAAGAACAGCGAGCAGUGCGCCGCGUGAAAAGACAAAAAUGGCUCGUCGAAAUGUGUGGAGCGGCGAGGAAACGAUGGAGCUGCUCGAGAUAAUAAAGGAGCAUAACUUUAUGUACCUGUUUGCGACUGCCAGCCGUGGCCAGAAGGAGUACGAUGUGUACCGGAUGAUCGAGGAAGAGAUGCAAAAGAAUGGCUUUAACGGGAAGGACGCGGGACAGAUCUAUCACAAGUGGAAAAAUCUCAAGCGAGCGUUCUACCAAUCCAAGAAGCAAAACAAAGGCCGUGCGAUCUGUGAGUUUGCGGAAGAGUUAGCCGACAUACUGGAGAGACCGUGUGCACUGAAGCGCCGUGAACCGGAUCCUCCUGUGGAGCCAGUUGAGGGUGAACCUGCUCCGGUCAAGAAACGCAACAACGCACAGAUCAAAACGAUCCGCAGUCAGAUUGUUACCAAGCUCGCCAAAGCACAGAGCGAUAACAGUGAGGAGUUUGCCAAAAAGUGGAACGAUCUGAACGAUUACGAGUUUAAGCUGUACAAGCGGAAGGAAAAGGAGCAAACGGUCAUCGUGAAUCGCUUGCUGGAAGAUAGCAAGACGUCGCUCAUGACCCGGUGCAGAGACAUACUGGCUGGGCGGGCAAUGCUGAUCAAAGAAAUCGAGGAUGGUGACGAUGAGGAUGACGAGGAAGAUGAUGAGGAUCAUUUGAACGUAAUUGAAAUAGUCACGACGGACGUGGAGAUUGCACCGGGCGAAGAGGCAACGGUGAAGGAUUUUCAAAUGCAAUCCGGUUCGUCCGAGCUGAUUGAGUUUAUUUAAAGCGAUAUUCCAUUCAAUAUAUGACCUUUUUUCAUACAACAUUAAA
Molecule: messenger RNA, 916 nt
Organism: Anopheles stephensi (Asian malaria mosquito)
Lineage: Eukaryota; Metazoa; Arthropoda; Insecta; Diptera; Culicidae
Exons: 3
Coding region: 97-870 (257 amino acids)
Source: RefSeq, a predicted model, not a curated record